CCAACUCCCUCCCUCCCUACACAAGCAACAAGAGCAGCACACCAGCAUCCAAGAAGAGGAGCGAGGAGGAGGAAGGAAGGUAGAGACGAGACGAGCCGCUGCCUGCCUCUCAAAGCAAGCCAUCAUUAGCCACCAAAUGCAGGCAUGCGUCAUAUAGCUGACAGGACAAGAAGCAGAGGCAGAGGUAGAAGAAGAGGAAGAAGUGACAGCUUCCAGCCGCCAUGUCGUAUGACCAGAUGAUCGCGCCGCUUCUUGGAGCCGGCCGGUCGGCGUGGACGGCUCACGACGGCGGCGAGGCCGUGGUGAGGCAGAUACUCAAGUGCACGAGGUGGCAGCUCGAGGAGACCACGGACUUCGUCACCUGCCCGUACCACUACUACUGCGACAGCUCCUACCCGGGCGACUACCACGCCGCCGUCGGCGCGCUCGUCGCCGCCUUCGCCGCGUACUGCUUCCUCUCCACGCUCGCGUUCACCGUCCUCGACCUCGCGAGGAGCAACGCGACGGGGGUCAGGGGCAUCAAGCGGAAGUACCUGCUCCCCUCGGGGCCCUUCCUGCUCCCGCUGGUGCUGCUCGUGCUCGCCAAGGGGCAGCGGAUCAACGCCGUGUUCCCGCUCGCGCAGCUCGGCCCGGCAUUGCUGCUGCUGCUGCAGGCGUCGGCGCUCGCGUUCCGGAACGAGGCCGACGGGGACAUCCGCUACGCGGUGCUGGAGGCGUCCACCGUCUCCGGCGUGCUUCACGCCAGCCUGUACCUGGACGCCGUCGUGCUGCCCUACUACACGGGCCAGGAGGCGCUCCGGUGGUCGCAGUUCUCCGGCGAGUGCGCGUCCUGCCUCUGCCGGAUGGAGCCGCUCGUCGUCGGCGGCACGGCGGUGCGGUACCGGGGCCUGUCCAAGACGGCGCUGGCGAUCAUCUUCGCGCUGUGCUCGCGGAUGGUGUGCCGGAUUUACGGCGAGGAGCGGCUCAGCGCGUGGACGCGGUCGGCGCUGGAGGCCGCCGGCUGGGUGUUCGUCGCGGCCGACGCGGUCUACCUCGUAGGCUGGGUCGCCGUGGAGGGCGGCGCCGUCAGUGUGUUGGCGUACAGCCUUGUCGCCGGGCUCGUCUUCCUCGGCGUCUUCGGCAAGGUCUACAGAUUCUUGGCAUGGUUGGAGACGAGACAAUCUCAAUGGAAAUCAAGCCUCUGCCAUAGCGCUGUAUGAUACUUCGUCAGAAACAACACAAAAUCUGUAAAAAGAAAAAGAAACCAUUUUCUUAGCUCACCUUUUGUUCAUUUGUACAAUGCACACAAUGAGAAAAACGAAAGUUGCAAUUUUUUCAUGCUUAGAUAAAUUUUCUGAAGCCAUCCUGAUUUCUGAAAGCCUGAACUUUGCUGAUGAAUCUUCAGAGUUACUUCUCCAUUUUUCGAUAUGUU
Oryza brachyantha (malo sina) is the source of this 1411-nucleotide messenger RNA. RefSeq lists its product as uncharacterized. The transcript has a single exon. The record is from RefSeq and is a predicted model, not a curated record. NCBI's taxonomy places the organism in Eukaryota, Viridiplantae, Streptophyta, Magnoliopsida, Poales, Poaceae. Bases 222 to 1199 code for a protein of 325 amino acids.